UACAUUCAUUGUUUUUCAAUAGUCAACACCUUCCUACUUUUCGUAUUCAAAAAGAAAUAAGCAGAGAAAGUUGAGUUCAAAGCACUCUUGAGGCAAGUUUGUGAAAAGGAAAGCAAAAAAAGAAUUUUUGCGAAGCAAAUAAUUAGAAAAUUAGUAAAAGAAAUGGAAGGAAAUGCCGCUGAACAAAGUGCCUCCUCCACAAUAGGGGAAAUCACAGCAGAAACAGUAGUACCUGGUUAUGGUUUGGCUGAAGUUUCGUCAGGAAAAGUGGCGGGGACUAGUGUUAAUGAGCCAACGAGAAAAGUGAUAAGUAAAGUAGUUGCAAGCGCGGUGAAGAACGAGGCUUGUAUUAAAAUGUCGUUUAUGAAUAACGCGGUCGCGGAUACGGAGGAACCACCACCAACAAAGCGUCUAAGAGAGCAAUUAGAAGGUACAAAGCGAAAAGAUACUGAAGAAGAGGAUGAAAAUACCUUAGAAAAUGUUUCCACGACGUCAGUGGCCGGUUCCAUUUCAGAAGGGAAUCGACAUAAUUUGCAAGCUAACAAUUUUUUGUUGAAUGAGACAACUCCAACGAGUCCUUUCCCGCGAAAGUUCCGACGUAUUCCCAUUUUUAUAGUCGAUUAUCACAAUGAUGUGUUGGAAUUUAUAUACCGCUGCUUGGCUACGCGUCACUUGCCAAUGUCAAAUAAUAUCAUAAUACAUUUCGAUUCACAUCCUGACAUGGUCAUAUCGCGCCAUAUUCCCGCCAGUGCUUCCUUCGAUAAGGAAACUAUGUUAAACGAUCUUAGCAUUGAAAAUUGGUUAAUGCCAACUUGUUAUGCAGGUCACUUUAAUCGUAUUGUGUGGCUGAAGAACUCUUGGUGUCAACAAAUGCCUGUAGGUAAAUACAACUUCAAAAUUGGACAAAAAUUACAAAGAAUAAAAGUGGAUUUACAACUCGAUUACUUUGUAUCCGAGGGUAACUAUUGUGAUAAGAAAGAAUUAGAAAAUGCUCGUGACAUGGAACUACAAGUUAUUAACGUAGACACUGCUACUGAAGACACGCCAAUUGAUACAGCGCAAUUUAUAAAAGCCACAGAUGCACCAAAUUUUGUUUUGGACAUUGAUUUGGAUUUCUUUAGCACCUCUAAUCCAUUUAUAGAUGUCUAUAGAGAAGCAAAUUGUUACGAACAACUCAACCAUAUUUUCUACUUUGAAUCAGAUUCUAAAGAUUUGGACGUGACUAACGAGCGUCGCCAAUUGCAGCUGGAAAUGCUUAAAGACAUAUUUGAGCAUUUGGAGAACGUAAGAUCAUUGGAUGGUCUUCCACCACCAGAUGAGCCCAGUAUAAUUACGCAAGAGACUUUAACACGCAUUCAAAAUCUCAUGAUAUCAAUGCACCAAUACUACCCAGACAAUGAGAUCGAUUGGUUGCUCAUCUAUGAUGCGGGAAGCACUACAGACCACAAUGGUCUGCCACAUCAUGUCAGUACACCGCCAGAGUUAGAACAAUAUUUCGCAAAAUUUAAGAAUGUUAUACAAAAUUUGCCUGUGCCACCGGUGCUAAUUACAAUGGCUUGCUCGGCCGAGGAUGAUUACUGUCCCAAAGAACAAGUGGAGUUUAUUCAAGAACGUGUGCUGGACGUACUGCAUGAAGUGUUUGGCGAGCGUUUACAUGAUACGCCCAUACGCUAUUACUUAGACGAAGAAUGGGAUAUAAUGAAACUAUAAUUCGGUGGCUUUGACAACAUCGGCCACUCGUAUUUUAGUUAGCAUCGUUUUUUUGUUUGUUUUUUAAUUGCAGUUAGCUAAGUUAACAUUAUUCGACUCACAUCAAGUCGGCUCCACUAAAUUACAGUAUGCUUUUUACCACUGUUUUAUUAGCAAUUAUUCGCUAUUUUCAUUUAGAUGGGUUGCUAUUAAGUGCCUAGAAUUUGGUCGUAUUUUGAGUGGCAAGAUUUCGCUUAUAGAGUAACUGCGGGUAUUGUGGUAUACCCAUUUUAUUUUCGUCUAUAAAAUCGUUAAAUUUUAUUUGAUUUGAAUGAAAAUUUAUCAAUAAUAUGCUACCGUUAUUAAGUUCAAAUAAACCCAGCUUCAAAAGCCUUAGAGCCGCGAGUUUCAGAAAUAUUUAAGAAAGUACUGCAAAAGACGGAAACAAGCCCUUGAAGAAAUUGGCGGGUAAUGUGGUAUACCUUAUUCUGGUAAUGUGGUGGAGAUAUUUCCCAGGGAGUACCGAGUCCUCGGCUUGUGCUUGCUUCUAUAAACAAAUUAAAUAGCGUUCCUAAAAUUUCCAUAGAUUUUAUUUCGAAACUUACGAAUUUCAGGCUCAAUUUCCAUGGCUGAUGCGCUUGGGGUUUCUUCUGUCGUUGAAUUUAUAGUUUCAACUGGAUCCUCUGAGAAGACAAUAUAUCUAAUAUAGCAAGAUUUUUUUAUAUUUAAAACUGAAUUGUACCUGAUGAUGAUGAGUUCCCAGCUAUAAAAUCUGCAUCUGUGAAAAUAUGUUUGUCAAACGGAUAAAUCCCCGUGGCUUUAAAACCAUUUAUUGCCAUUUGUCCAGUUUGAACCCUCAAAUAAGCCUUAGUAAAUAGUCCUGCGAUAUCAAAAUGUGUAACUUUUCUGCCCUGUUCACGCAUAAAUCGUCUUAUUUCGUCAUUAUAGUACUUCUUAAAAGGUCCCAUAAAAGCCUUAUCCAACGGUUGAAGUUUGUGUGUUGAAUGGGGUGGCAAAGAAAUUAUAGUCACAUUGUGUUCGCGAGCUAGAUCAAUAACUUCUAUAUUGCGUGUGUGGCUAUAAUGCCCAUCUAAUAUAAGAAGCAGAGGUUCAGACGGAGAUGGUUUCGUUACGCUUAAAAAAUGCCUGAACCAUUUCGUGAAGAUGGGAAUCUGAACCCAUCCAGACAAAUGGCACGCCGAGUUUGAACCAGGAGGAGCGUCUUUCAUUAGAAGAGGGUUAUGGUUUUUUCGUGGAAAGAUGAAAAAUGGUGGUACGAAACCACCUCCUGCGCUCAUGCAAGUGAUGACUGUAACAAGCGAUCCUCGCUCAGCUGAAGUCAUUGUUCCAAUCUGUUUUUUUCCUUUCCGAGCGAUUAUUUGUGCCUGUUGCGAAGGAACUACUGAUAUUUCGGUUUCGUCAACGUUCCAGAUACGAGAAGGCGGAAAAUUAUGUUUUGCGUUUUCUUCUUCCAGCAAUUUGAAAAAUAUAUCAACAUUUUCUCGAGAAAAACCACGGUCGACGCUUGUUCCAGUUGGCUUUCGAAAACUCAGAACAUUUCGGUGUCGGUUACAGAAGCCUUUUAGCCAAUCCUUGCCAGUGCACUCUUUAAUAACGGAGAACUUAUUGGGUAUGUUGUUUUUUGUGGCAAUUUGAUAACACAAUGACCGCACGUCUGCGCGUGUUAGUCCCCAGUACCUUGACUCCAUUUCUAGUAAAUAUUAAACUAAGUCAUUUUCAAUUUCCGCUGUUAAAAUCGGAGCCCGGCCAAGUUUAGUUGUCAACAGCUCCUCGAUGGAUUUCUCGCUUCUUGCCAUGCGCUGCAGAGUGGUAUGGGGGACACUAAAUGUCUUGGAAGCCAAGAGAAUACCCAUUUCACCUUUUCUAACCGCUUGGAUAGCUUUUUUCAUAUCCUCUGCUUUCCAUUUUGGUAUUUCACCUUUCUUCGGCAAUUUUUUGAUCGAGAGGGUAAUAUGGUACACUAUACCACUUUAGCCGCCUUUACCUAUCCCACAAUAGCCGCAUUAGAGUUUGAACAAAUUAAUUUUGAAUAAUUAAAUAUCGACCAAAUAUACAAAAAUAUUGCUUAUAUGCUUCACUAGUAUUAAACUCACUUAUUACUUCCCGAUGGAUAAAUACAGUUUAAAGCACAGGAUUUUAAUUUGCCAGAAAUUUUCCACUGAGCACAAAAAAAUGUCAACCACACGACCACGCGAUUUUUUUACAACUGACUCAUUGUAUGCUUUGCAAAACACAAAUCAAAUCACGCGUUCUUAAGAUUCUGAGAAUGCCGAAAUAUCUAACUUGGUCCCGUUAUUUCCACGACUUUAGUUUUCGAAUAAAGCUGCUAUACCACAUUACCCGCCUAUACCACAAUAUCCGCAGUUACCCUAUAUAAGAUUCGUGAAAAUCGGCCUAGGGCUGCAAGUGCGCGACUAUUUAAUAAUCAUUCUGCUAUUCAUUUGUAAUCAUGUAAAUAUUGCAUUGUAUUUUUAUUUUAGAAUUUCUAAGUUAAAAAAAAUGUAAACACUUCUUUCAUUUCA
Messenger RNA from Anastrepha ludens (Mexican fruit fly), 4232 nucleotides. RefSeq names its product UPF0489 protein C5orf22 homolog (gene MESR6). The transcript is spliced from 2 exons. NCBI's taxonomy places the organism in Eukaryota, Metazoa, Arthropoda, Insecta, Diptera, Tephritidae. The coding region runs from base 163 to 1710 and encodes 515 amino acids. The record is from RefSeq and is a predicted model, not a curated record.